Messenger RNA from Paramuricea clavata, 702 nucleotides. NCBI's taxonomy places the organism in Eukaryota, Metazoa, Cnidaria, Anthozoa, Malacalcyonacea, Plexauridae. The record is from the annotation of a GenBank genome assembly.
AUGGUGAGAAAAAUAAAUUUUAGAAAAUACAAGUAAAUAUUAAAAUAAUUAUUGGCCUUAUAUACUUCCUUUAACAUGCAGCAUUCUGUUAUUCUUAAAAUAAAAAUAAAACAACAGGCACUCCGUAAAUUAUUAACAUUUUCGUGCGUUUAAUUCAACUAGUAGUUUACAGCAAUAUGAGCGCGCAAAAUGCCACGUUUUGAAAAAGCCAACUAUUCAUAAGCUCGCUGCUCGUAACUGCUGCUGCUGAACAGCGAGCUUUUCGAUUGUGAAAAUUCUAGUGUAAAGGUUUUUCUAAAAUUUUCAUUGCUUUUUCUCAAAGGAUGUGAAGAAAACUGGAUACAAAGCAGACCUUAGGGUGACAGAUGGCAUGGACCUAAGAAAUCAACUAAGACUCGUGCCCACAGAAGCCGCGAAGAUCAAAAAGUAUCGCAAAUGUACGGUUUGUCGAUAUUAUAUUAUUCACAAUAUAUCAACUAGAUUUCCAUUUAGUUUUAUGUAAUUUACAUUGCUCAUUAACAAUCUAAUUGCAAUUAGUAAAAUAACAGUCAGUGUUUUGUAACGUGAAUUAAUAAUAUGUUCUCGUUUUAUGGUGGUUUACGUGAUAUUGAAUGUACUCGUUACUCGUUACUUGUACUCGGACAUGUUGUGAUAUCCCAAGAUGUAUACGUGCCAACCAUCAUGGAACCAUCGACAGAAUGA